CUUCUGGUGCUUUCUAUGAAAUUUUCUCAAGCAAUUAACUUCUUGCAGAACCGGCUGCUUGCAAUGAACUAUAUAAAUGAGGGCUCUGAUGAUAAGCUUUUUGAGGCUCACAGGGAAUGGGGAAUGCGAUUUAUGAAGCUAUACCCUCAAUAUACCAGUUGGGAUAAUCCUAAAGAUAUGGAACGCCCAUUAGUAAUUGGAUAUGUGUCACCUGAUUAUAUUACUCACUCUGUAUCAUAUUUCAUUGAAGCACCUCUCUUUUUCCAUGAUUACACAAAUUACAAGGUGAUUGUGUACUCUGGUGUUGUAAAGGCAGAUGCCAAAACCCAUAAAUUCAAGGACAGGGUGCUGAAAAAAGGAGGGCUAUGGAGGGAUAUAUAUGGGAUUGAUGAGAAGAAGGUUGCUAGCAUGGUUAGGGAGGAUAAAGUUGACAUACUGGUGGAGCUUACUGGUCACACUGCAAAUAACAAGCUAGGGAUGAUGGCCUGCAGGCCUGCUCCCAUCCAGGCAACAUGGAUUGGUUACCCAAAUACAACCGGUCUGCCAACAAUUGAUUAUAGAAUCACAGAUGCACUGGCUGAUCCCCUUGACACAAAGCAGAAGCAUGUUGAGGAGUUGGUUCGUUUGCCUAAAUGUUUUCUCUGUUAUACGCCUUCGCCGGAUGCUGGUCCUGUUUGUCCCACACCAGCUCUUUCUAAUGGUUUUAUUACUUUUGGGAGCUUCAAUAAUUUGGCAAAGAUAACGCCAAAAGUAUUAAAAGUUUGGGCAAGGAUAUUAUGUGCUGUUCCUAACUCCCGGCUUGUUGUCAAGUGUAAGCCUUUCUGUUCUGAUAGUGUAAGACAGAGAUUUCUUUCAAUUUUGGAGCAAUUAGGACUGGAGCCGCUACGUGUUGAUCUUCUGCCUCUAAUUCUUCUCAACCAUGACCAUAUGCAAGCAUAUUCACUAAUGGAUAUCAGGUAGAUAGCUGAAUCUUUUUUUUUUGUCCCCAUCAACUGUC
Asparagus officinalis (garden asparagus) is the source of this 997-nucleotide messenger RNA. RefSeq names its product probable UDP-N-acetylglucosamine--peptide N-acetylglucosaminyltransferase SPINDLY. Lineage: Eukaryota; Viridiplantae; Streptophyta; Magnoliopsida; Asparagales; Asparagaceae. The record is from RefSeq and is a predicted model, not a curated record. The coding region runs from base 16 to 960 and encodes 314 amino acids. The transcript is spliced from 6 exons.